Messenger RNA from Penicillium concentricum, 846 nucleotides. RefSeq names its product type 1 glutamine amidotransferase. The record is from RefSeq and is a predicted model, not a curated record. Lineage: Eukaryota; Fungi; Ascomycota; Eurotiomycetes; Eurotiales; Aspergillaceae. The transcript has a single exon. The coding region runs from base 1 to 846 and encodes 281 amino acids. Gene Ontology annotation, cellular component: cytosol; nucleus.
AUGGAUCAGACCUACAAGCCCACGGAAUCGGCGCCUGCCGUACGAAUCAUGGUCCUAGAGACCGACAUACCUCACCCAGACACACAGUCGGCCCGCGGCUCCUUUGGCCAGAUACUACACAACCACUUCGCCAAAGCCGGACGCGCCCACCAUCCACCUCUAGAAGUAGAGACAGACCAAGUCUACGUGGUGACCGAAAAAGGUGGCCGAAUGCCAACCGUGGAUGAUUUUGACCGCUUCGACGGCCUCCUCAUCACGGGGAGCGUGUACGAUGCACAUGCGAACAACGAAUGGAUCCUACAACUGCUAGACCUCCUUAAAGCCCUCUGGAUCAAGCGCCCCGACUUCCACUUCGUGGGCGUCUGCUUCGGCCACCAGCUCCUUGCCCGCCUUCUCGGUGGAUCUGUUGCGCCUGCGCCCUCACAGGAUUGGGAACUCGGUCACUGUCGCAUCACGCUGACGCCCGUUGGCCAGCGUCUCUUCCGUUCGCGCAAAGACCACAUUUAUCUCCACCAGAUGCAUCAGGAUCAGGUUGUCGCGCCGCCUACUUCCGCGUCUGCGGGACCCGACAUGCUUCCCCCGAACACGGAGGUUGCUUGCUGGGGCCGUAGUGAGCAUACACCGGUUCAGGGAUUGUAUAUUCCGAACAGAUUAUUCACUACGCAGGCGCAUUUGGCCUUCGACGAGGAUAUGGUGAAGCGACAGAUCCAGAUCAGGGUAGAUAGUGGCGGGAUCAAAGACCUCGAGCAUGCGGAUCGGGCGGCUGAGACGGCACAUCUAGAGCAUGAUGGUGUUGAAGUUGCUAAGGCUGUACUGCGGUUGUUUUCAUAUGACCAUGACGAAUGA